Molecule: messenger RNA, 1860 nt
Organism: Ambispora gerdemannii
Lineage: Eukaryota; Fungi; Glomeromycota; Glomeromycetes; Archaeosporales; Ambisporaceae
Source: the annotation of a GenBank genome assembly
AUGGAAAAAAAAAUCUUAGAAUGGGCUAUAAAUAAUACCACCAAUGAUUCUGUGGAAGGUGGGCAGCAACAGCCUGUUCCUGAAGAUAAAGAAAGAGGACCAAAGAAAAUUGAUCCCGAGAUUAUAGAUGCAAUAUUGGGUCAAAGUGACGCUGUUCGCAUGAAAGAGGCUAUUAAUGCGAUUGCUGACCCUGAUGAAACUAUGGAAAAUAAAACGAUUGCUUUCGACAACUUGGAGAUGCUGGUAGAACAUGUUGAUAACGCAAAUGAUAUCGAGAAAAUGAAUCUAUGGCCGAAACUGAUCUCGUUUGUUUCGUUGCCGGAUACUUCAUUACGCGUACAAGCAUUAUGGGUGUGUGGGACUGCUGUACAGAAUAAUCUUAAAGCGCAAAAAGCGUUUAUUGAUCAAGGAGGACUAAGAGUCGCACUUGACUUGCUAAAGAACACAAAUGAAGAUGCGGAAGUAAAAAGUAAAGCAGUGUAUGCUGUCUCAGGCGCAAUCAAACAUUACAAACCAGCAUUAGUACAAUUCGAAAAAGAAGGCGGAUACGAAGCAUUGUUAGCAUUGUUGCAGACUUCAGAUAAUUUACCAAUUCUUCGAAAAACAGUCUUUCUGUUCAACACUCUAGUCUUGCAAAAUCCCGAUGUGGUCGCAAAGAAUAUCGGGGAAAAAGGGUUAUCGAGGCAAAUGGUCAAAAUACUCGAGCAGUAUGGCGAGCAGGAUGAGGAUUUGACUCAUAAGAUUCUCACCACAUUCUUAACCCUACUACAAAACUCGCCGAAGUCAUUGAGCCCUAUAGAAACCUCCGAACUCAAAAAAUUCCUUCCCGAACUGAAAAAAAAGUACGGUAGUGAUACUAUGUUGAGUAGUGAAGAGUGGGGGAAAUGGAAAUGUGAUUUAUACUCUUUAUCAGUAGGAAAAAAGUUCAUUGGAACUUAUAACAAGGAUUCAAAUCGACCGCAUAUGUUGUUUCCUAUAUUCAGAGAACUACCAACAGCAAACCUGGUGUCUCCAAUAAUACCAGAACAAAAAUGGACACCAGACUCUAUUCGUCUGGGUGUUCUUGCACGUAAAAAAGGCAUGACUGCUCUGUGGGAUGAGUGGGGCGUUCGAAUACCCGUAACUGUUUUUCAGUUAGAACAUUGUCAAGUAAUUCAAGUAGUAUCGCAUGGACCAAAAGCUCAGCGCGAGAAUAUAAUCGAUAUACAAAUUGGAUGCACAGAUCGUAGACGUCCCGAAAGAUACAUGACCAGAGCCUUGAUUGGUCAUUUCCGAAAAGUUGGUUUGGCACCCAAACAAUACGUAGAGCUGUUCCAUGUUACGCCCGAUGCGACAUUACCUGUUGGAACAGAGUUAAAGGCCGCACAUUUUGUGCCAGGACAAUUUGUGGAUGUCCAAGGAACCACGCAAAGUGUCAAUAAUUUUCUUUAUAGGAUCAACAAAGGUUUUCAAGGUGUAAUGAAACGAUGGGGUUUUAAAGGUCUACCAGCAUCACAUGGUACUUCGCUCGCCCACCGUUCCGGUGGUUCAACGGGUCAAAGAACGGAUCCCGGAAAAGUUUUUAAAGGGAAAAAAAUGGCCGGGAGGAUGGGCGGAAAAAAACACACCUCACAUAAUCUUCAAGUUAUAAAAAUUGAUAAUGAACUCAACUGUUUAUACAUUAAAGGUGCUGUAGCAGGAUACGCGGGCGAGAUUGUACGAAUUAAAGAUGCCAUACGAAAAAAAGGAGUUUUGGCAUUUCCAAAAGAUGCAUUGCCGCCACCUUUCCCCACCAUUCAGCCAAAGGUAUUAAGCAGUAUGCCCAGAGAGUUGAUAGCAAAGACAGGAGGAACUGAUCCUUUUUUGAUUAAGGAAUCUUAA